AUGAAGAGAGCCAAGGAGCUGCCACUGCUCGAAAGCAGCGACGACUCGGACAGGGAGCACGAACAAGCAAGAGCAAGAAGGAGAAUAGUGGCGGAAUUGGAAGCGAAUAGUACGCCGGAAUGGCUAAAAGACGACGAUCAGCCGUUGCUACCGGCAGCGUUGGAGUCGGGUCCAAUCACGAAGGAGGACGUGCCUUCAAAGCAAACGAACGCGGCGUCGCCGACAGUUGAUCCUCCACCGUUGGAGUUAGAAGAGCCCGCAGUCAAAAGCGGCGCACAGGCGCGAGUCGUCUCGUUAGACUCAGCCAAUGCGUCAAGUUCGAACGCGUCAGAUUCCGACGUGUUGAGUGUGGUGGAAGUAGUGGAUCAGCGAUUCGUCAAGUGGAUGGCCAAGAUCAGGGAUGCGGCGAUGCUGCUAAGGCAGCACCACAGUGAAGUCACGACGCCAAUGAAGAUGGGAUACGACAGAUCAGCCAAGGCCAAGGCGGCAGAAGUGGCUUUACGGAACGAGACCGCAGCCGCUUUCGCAAUCGACAACAAGCUUAAGUCCUUUAACAAUAGAACAUCUAGUGACGAAACUGCUGAUUCCAUCCUACAGAUUCUUCCCCACAUAGGCACGCAGAUGGAGUGCAGAGCCGCGCGAUUGAUUUUGGGGCCAAAACAUGUGGUUGCGGGCUCACACGAAGCGACGUUAGGAGCAGCAGUGGCUGAUGCGGAAUUUUGGGCGGAGUCAGACGUCAAGUCAGGUGCGGCAUCUAGUAGUACGAACGUGGCCAAGAUCUCGGACAAGCUGACAAAGCCUAUUCCGUCGUGUAUUGAGGAAGCGGUGGGUAGUGCGAAGGCGGUGGCAUUGAAAAAGAGGAUAGAUAGCCUUAAGGAAGCGUCUAUCAAGAGCACAACGGCCGCGGGCUACGCUAGCAUACUGAAGACUGCGUGCCAGUUGGCUGGCAACGUCACGAUGUUGUUUCCCAUAACUUCAUCGGAAGUUUACGAGGCAUUCAUCACCGUGGUCUACGACUCGUGUCUAGAGCAGCGGAAGUAUGUAGUGGAGGAGAAAGGCCCGCACAGAGGCAAAGUGCGGUGGAGCUUUAUGAACAGGGUCUUUGCGGCAGUCGGUUACCACCAUGAGGCGCACUGUCCGCAAAUUGACUUCGCGGCAAUUGCCAGGGCGCAGACCACAAUACGACUGCGCGAAGCGUUGAAGAAAGCUUGCUUCCACGGGGUCACCGAGAAGAAGAAUUUGUUGAACUAUGCGCAAUUCAUUCAUCUCAGCAAGUUUCUGCUCUCCAAGGUUGAGAAAUGCUUCAGAUUGAACGCGAACAAAUCUGAUUACUUCUUCGUAGGAAUGCAGCAAGCGUUGACCCGGCCGGCCCUGGUUCGCCUUCGCCGGCUGGAAGUCCCCCGGAUUUCCCCAGGAAAUCUGUAAGACUGACAACCCUCGACCCCCCCCAAGCACAAGGCGAACACCCGCACGCCCCGCCUUCCUCCGAGUGUAGUGGUGUGCUCAGUCAGGACCUGCGCCGCGCGUGUCCGUGGGCUUGUCGCUCGCAUGGCCCCCGGUCGUGUCGUGGGCAAGUGGUCAAAGACUGAGCGGAGAAGAGGCCACCACUCGAUCGCGAUGUCCUCUUUUGUGUCUCCCUCAGUCCUGUGUUCCCGCCAGCCUCCUCGGAGGUGGCUUUGUGUUCCCCGGCACCUGCCGAUCUCUGUGCCUCGUGAGAGUGAAAUCACCAUCAGGAGAGAAAUCGCCAGGCCAGAGAGAACUUACCACGCCACCGCCUGCUUUUCGCUCUGUCUUACGCUCGUCUUCCCUCGUGCACAAGCUGCGCAGGCGUUCCACACACAGAGAAAAGACGCCUAUCGCACUUUCCAUAUUUCUUGACGCGUCACCUUCGACCUUCUGCUCGCAAUCCACCGAGCGCACCAACUGCGUGCGCGCCUCCGCCGAGCCAUCGGAGGUCUCUCUAUCCCUCUGCCACAAGAGUGACAACAGAUGCCUUCGCCUUCGCUCAUCCCGAUUUCUCACAUCUCUCGCACACUUCUGCAGCGCCUCAACUUACAGGAAGGGCAUGGGCUCCCCUGGCUGCUCCAUAUUGGCCCGGUGGUGCCAGUUCUCCGCUUUUGCUUUCACUUGCUGCUCUUUCACUCAGAUGGCGACGCGUUUCUUGUUGUCUGUGCGUCCUGACUAUACUUGGUUUACCAAGUAGAAACGUCCAUCAUCAUGUUGUUGAUUUUUUCAUACUGUUCCGCCACUGCAUUCCUGCAGGACGGAUUUCCGUGUGUCUUGCAUCUGUCACGCUCGUGAAAUAUGUAGAAAUCGCACGAGAUCAAAGAUGAAGACGAAUAUGUAGCUCGUGAAUGAUAUGACUUAGCCGCGCACUGCGGUGAAUUUCUGGCUAGUUGUCUAUCUCUCAAGAGCAAAAAGAAUGAAAAUUUGACAUCUUUCAACUAUAUGAAGAUCAAUCUCUACAGAAAUAUAUAAGUAUAUCAAUGCGAGUCGCUCAUCUCUCUGUGAUUAUAAUUAAAUGAUAGUUUAUGAGUAGAAAGAAGGUGGGAAGAUGUGAAGCUGUUCAUUUGCCAAGCAAGAAAUAACUAAAACAACCGAAACAAGUGAUGAAGUCAAUGCAUUGAAGAUCCAUGAGGUUGCUAACAUCUGGCAGCCAACACCUGAAGAACAUGACUCUGAUAUAAUAAAUUUUUAUCAAUAAUAUUCAUGUAGAGGGUUUUGCAAUCUUCUAGAUAUUUCAAAUAUAAAUAUUUUAUUUCUUUUCACAUGUAGGUCUUGUUUUCUCUCACUCGUUAUGUGUCAUGUGUGCCAGCUCGUUCCGCUCGCCGCUUUUUCCGUCAUUUUGCUCCUGACCUACUGGCCCAGGUCGAUGUUGACGGAUGCCAUCUGUAGCGGCUGCUGUGGUCCAUUCGCUGCAUUGUUCGCAGGGUUGUUUCCGUUCGGGAACGCUCGUUUGAUACUGGCAUAGAUAGCGUUUCUCGGGCAGGGGCAAAGGAAGUCCCAGGUCUCGUCCAGAUCGUUGAAAGCUGCAAUAGCACUGUUGUAGUCAUCUGAAGAGAAGGGUGUGGAAAAUUGGUGAGACCUAUACAAGAUGAGAAAAUAGAAGGAGUGAGGUCUGUUCUUGGACAAAACUUCUGACCAAUCUAAAAAAUUGCAAAUCUCUCGGAGGAUCCACCUAGAACCGACGCGGUAAAGAUUUUGAGGCUCAAAAUGAGAGAAAUAACAGUUUCUAUCUUCACUCCUGAAACAAUGGAACCGAAGGACAAACAGGAGAAAAUACUUGCUGCCAAAGCUGCUGCAACUUGCUCUUUCACCGUGCGAACAUCAUGCUCACGGUAAGCCUUCAGGAACUCCUGAUACGGCGGGAGCAGCUCGGGGAACGCUCCCAUCGACACCUCGAGGGUCUGCUCGUGCAACACCAGGAACGCCUUGCUCUCCUCUUCCUCAUCCAUUGUCUCCAGGAAAACCGUGGUCAAUUUGCGGACACCAGAUAGGAGAGGUUUGAUGGGGUCAGACUCUUUCACUCCAUCAUGCCAGAUGGCGUCGCAGCUUUCGGUGAUGGCGGUCUCGGUGUCCUGCGGAUUGUUCGGAUCGUAGUCCGCGAAGGCGGCGGACAUGGCAAGCAACUUCUCCUUGAUCUUCUCGAUCCCAGCAGAAACACGCGCUUCGUCAAGCUCGACGAUCUUGGUGCGGAACGUAUUAGGCAGGCCUUCGGUGAUUGCGCCUGGCAUCUUGUGGUACGGGCGCUGCCCAUCAACGCGCACACGGUUGCACAAACCCUGCAACGAUGCGAAAGCCGGAUGUGGUUUCGCUGCCUGGACGGUAAACUCGGUACGGAUUAAGCCCAGCUUAGUUACAACGCGCGGAUCCAUCUGUUUGGGUGUGAUAGGGUGAUAUAAGUAAUAUGUUAUAGGUGCAAGCGUCAGCUUUAAGCUGAAAAAUUGUCAUGAUCUUCCUCUCUCGAAGUCUCAACUCUUCUUAUUCAUCUCUCACCCAUCUGAAAUCAAUCCAAAUCACAAAAAAAUACCAGGUGCUUUGCCUCGACCUCGUUGUUCAUGCCGAAGAGGUGACUGACGCAGAUCUCCAGCAGGAGCAUCUCGCCACUUUCUGCCUGAUCCAUCGCGGACUCGAACUGGAUGUCUGUGACUUGACCACGGUCGGCGCCAUUGGUGGACAAGAAGGAGAUGCACGCGAGUUGCACCGUUUCAAUGCGUUCAGAAGUGGCCGCGACUUGGACGGCCUGCAGUAGAAGAAAAGGAGAUGAGGAAAGGAUGAAGCGAUGGGGUUGAAAUAGACCUACACCUUAGUAGGCGAUGAUGAAUGGAGUGCAUAUUUAUAUUUCAAAUGAAUCUACGAAAGGAGGUCAGACAUCAGACAAACCAGAACGAAAAGGCUCCGGAUCAUCUAACAAGGAGAGGAAUUACCGUCCAAAUUCCGUGCCAGAAGACCCACUGAGGGCACUUCUUCUUCUCUGGGCCGUUGAUCAACGGCAGCAGCUGGUUGUACAGGACCUCAACGCGGCGACGCCAAAUCGCUUGCUGCAUGAGAUCACAAUUCGCAGCCAGUUGCUUCAAGUAGCUGCUUGCCUGUAGACAAUAAGCUCUCCCUUUUCCUUGAUUCCACGUAUUCAUGACCGCCAAAGUCUUGUACUUCGCGUCACGCUCACCUUUGCGUGCUUUCGCUGCGCCUUCCACAUACGUGUGGGCCGCCGCCACUUCGCAUAGCGCCUUAGCGUUGGCAUCGGGGAGAAGAGGCAUCAUGUGGUUCAGACCAGCAAGCGCACGGCACGCAUUCUGCUCGUCCGAGAUGGCAGAAUAACGGUCGAUCAAGUGGGUCUGGUGUGUGGGUGGUGAUGAUCUUUGAAACCCUUAUACCAGUGGGUGAAGAGUUCACUUGUGCCCUAAAAUCAACCAAAAUGACUACGGUCAAAAAUAAAAUCUAAAUAGCAAGCCACAACGAGAUCAGUUCAAAAAUGCUAGAACUUAGCAACUUUUAAAAACUUGCCAUCGCCUGGAGUUCAACCAAAAGAAUCAGUACCAUCAGAGAGUUCGUCUGCUCAUUGCUCACACCCACGAAGGAGCCGUCAUGCAACAGGACCAGCUUAGCCGAGAUUUUGUCGGCGCGGGUCAAAAUGCCAACGUCUCUGAUCACUCCUGGCACACGCUUGAGGGCCCUCGCAAUGGCACGCUCAUGCUCAAGCGACAGCUGAGUAUCGAUAAGAUCCAUAUCCAUCUCAGCCAGCUUCUCCACCCGAGCCCUGAUACGGGUCUUCACAUUUCCCUGGUCACGGCAUAGGGUUUUCGUGUUUGCGAUCAUGCUGGCCGUAUUCUGGAAAUUGUGAGAUUUAGAAAGUCGGGGGAUAAUUUUAGAGGGGUUGAAAUAAGUUGAUGAGAGAUUUUUUUUUGAUGUUUGACUUAAAUAACAGCUUAAGACUUUGCUGCGAGAGUCUUAGGAUUUCAGAGCGGUGAACCAUGAGGAUCCUACUGGGCUACCCCCACGCUUUAUGAUCAGUCUUAUUCUGAAUCAGUACUAGGCUAAGUACGAAAAUCUAAGCACCUGACUAUCUAGUACCGGUAGCCCUGAACGCGUGCGAAUCUCCUCGGCUGUGGAGUCUGUAUCGUGACGCACCAGGCGCUUACCACCACGCCCAUAAGGGCCGUUAUUAGCUGCAUUCCAAGGCAUUUUCGCCGCAAUUUUAUGAGAGUGAGAGCCUAGCAAGUUGUUGUGAGAGGGGCAGCACUUCUUCUGUUAUUAUUUGCGACUCUUUUAACAGUUUUGUUGUCUUAUCCCAGUGUGGUAACUAACUCAUAUAGGCCGCUCUGCUAUAACAAAAUCAAUGAGUUGGUUGUAGUUGUAUUUGAUCUUGUAGUUGUUCGAGCGCUUUCUUUAGUGGUGGUUGUUGGCACAGAUCCGCUUACUCCAACGUCGCCAUGUAUUUUCUAGUCCUGUUUACUGUAUAACAAACCACUUGUAGUAGGGCCUCUUGUUUUUGACAUGUACAGGCUUGCAGAGUAAGCCGCGCAUGUACUCAAAUGGGCUACAAUUGUGGAUGAUAUAGGAGAUGGCUUGGAUUCUCAGACGAAUAGACUCGCGCUCAUGACCAAAGAAUCGGAGCAGGAUCUUCAUCGUAGGUCUAUCUAAACAAAUACUAACCCACAUCCUGAUCCAGGUAGAAGGAGAUCCAACAAGGAGACCGAUGGGGCUUUCUGUGCCGAGAAGUGCGUCAGCAAGUAGAAACGGAGAUGAGGACGAAGACUACGGAUCCUUCUAGCGCCUUUUCUCUCAGCUUGUGCUCGUGCUUGACGUUUCUCUUCUCGCCAAGCGUGUCAGACCAGUCUAUUUGGUUUCAGUCAUUUCCCAGGGCAUAGCCUGGCCCCAGACUCCAAAGUGGUCUCAUCAUUUUCCACACCGGGAAGAAGAUCUGAGCCCCUUACUUCUAACAUCGUCCUGCUUCUGAAGCGUCACUAUCUGUAUCAGCAGAAGCCUAACGCGUUGAGAUUUUUAAACCAGGAGGCUAUCUCCAACGCUGCGCCAGAAGUCCAUUAAUCCUAAGGAGAUUCGAGCGCAGUUCUGACUACUUGCGCCCGCUAUAUAGUAACCACAUGAAACGGACAAUACACAAGAAGAUGAUUGAAUAAGUCGACUAAUUUCGUUCAUAUUUAAUGCUCUUUCGUUUGUCCAUAGUCUAGAAGUGCUGCCCAUCACGUAUUUGUCUUAGUUGUAUCGCUAAUUUCCAUACAUAAAAUUAAGCGUUUUAGUGGAGUGGGAGUGAGGGCAACCAGGGUAAGAGACCGCCUGUCACUUCUGGGCCAAUAGUCCGGGAUCAUUUGGCCCAAGAACAGUCCGCCUGCCGCCGGGUUUCCUGCCUGCAGAUGAGCCUGAGCCCCUGGCCCACGAGGCCCAAGUCAUGCUGAUAAGGGCCUCGAGAGCGUUUGCGUGGCUCGCAGGGCUCAUUCUCUUGCCCUUUGCCCGUGCCUCCGUUCGAAUGCGCUGGAAGUCUGCUGGAAGUCCGUCAGAUUCCAGACUGGCACCCCAGACUGCAUCUCGGGAAAGUGUUUGGAGCCUCCUCAGAAGCUCUUCUGGAAGACCCUGGCCAGACUUCCUGGAAGUCUCCUGGAAGUCUCAUGGAAGUCUCUGGACCCCUCUUCUGGAAGUCUGUGGAAGUCUCAUCUGAGCGGCCAUUUGUAGUCGUGGAAGGGUCCCGGCUACAGAAAUUGGCGUGAGACUUCCAGGAGACUUCCAGACAGGGGUCAGCCAAAACGAUCCCAGACUUCCAGAAGACUUCCAGGUGUCUUCCACAGGGUCUUUUGAGCGAAAGCACCGGAAACGCAGCCAGAGAUCCACCACCGCCUAGCCCAGUGGGAAGCCGAUGCCGAAGCGCGCCAGAAUGAGAAAAUGGCCAGGGUCUUAUAAUAGCAAGAAAUACAAGGGCGAAAAAUAUAAGGAAUUCCAUCGGUUUAAUCAACUCCGAGAUUGUAACUUUAUUAACAUUCAGCCAACUAGUAAUCUGUCCUCGUAUCUUGUAACUUCGUCAAGUAAAUAAUUCUUCUGAGGUUCACUGAACUACUUCGCAACACAUAUAAUCAUCGCCCUUUCAUAAGCUCGCUGCGCAACAAUAUCAGCUCCAAAGUCCAUGAAGCCGCUCUUCAAUCACAGCACGAAAUCAUCACCAAAAUCGCCUCCAUCGUCAGCUUUAUUUGUGCUGCUUGCUGCGCCGCCUGUUUUGCCACGCAUCUUGCGUAUGAUCCUAUUGCAAUCCUCCUCCAGCUCAGACGCAUCUGUUGCGGGAAAGUCGUGCCAUUCUUGACCACCAAAAUCAGGCAGAAGACGCUCCAUCAUCUCUGGAGAAAUAAACAACUCCUCAUCGAUUUCUUUCAGCCUGUGCAUGUCUCCUUUUGCCACCAUAGUGGCGUAGUCAUUCACGUCCUUGCAGUAUCGGUCGUACGCUGCGCGCAUGAACUCCAGAUGGUGCUUGCCUGGUGUGAGGUGCGGGUUAGCCACGUGGAGCGUACCUCUUUCGCAUAUGAAUCUGCUGCGUAUGGACCAGAUGUUGAGGAUAGAUUCGGUGAACUCCAUGGUGUCGCUUCCCAGCCGUCUGGAUCGGUUCGCGUUCACCGUGGCCUCGCAGUUCAUCUGCAUAUACGGAGAUCCCAGGAGCUGCACGAAGGUUUUGGACAGCGCUGGGUCGAUUAUUUUCGCCUUCAAACGAACGAUAGACUUGCCCGCCAGCUUUGCAGAUCGUUUGUCGGUCGUGUCCUCCUGGACGCGAAAGCCGUCUACUCGAAGAGGCAGCAACCUUGCCUGUGCAACCCGGCGGUCCUUGCGAAAAGCACGAGCUUCUUUCUUGCUCAUUGGUUCGUCUAGAUGCUGCUCAGAGUUGCUUUGUCCAUUAGAUUUAUCGCCACACUGCGCAGAUUUCUCAGCAGAAGAAGAAGCUUUUUCCCCAGUGGUGUCCGCAGCUGGAUCAGUGCUUUCCACUGGCAGGCCGAAGUUCAGAUGUCUAUUGAUCAUCACAACUCGAUCCCGGGCGCACGGGUUGACAACAGAAGAGUAGGUGGGUCGCAAGGUCUCCUGCAAGUUGUACUGCAGGUCAGCGACUUGUGCCUUCGACAUUGUGGAGAUGACUUCUUUCAGUUGUUCAUCCUUUUUGGGUCGUCCUUUGCAUGGUCCUGACUGCAUGAGCGCCACCUUCUCACCCAGAAAAAUCCUCACAUCCUUCUCAUCUGCAUUCGGCUUCACCACUACUUUGUAGAAGUCCGCCACUGUAUCCAGAUCCCAGCGAUUGUUAUCCUUGUCGGAGUUCAACAUGUUGCCGCGAGGAAAGUAAGUUGUCUCUCCAUCCACUGCGUCCGCCCCCUCGAACUCCUGCAUUUGUAUAGCCUUAAAAGAAGCAGGCGCGAGGACGAUGUCUAGUAUGAUGAAGAGCUUCACUUCCUCGGAGAUCCUGUUCUUGAAAGUUGUCACUAGUGUUGGAUGUAGUAGAUUUGUGAUGUUGCAGGCCUGUUGAUCUACCGCUGCAGCAAUGUUGUCACCCCGCUCCAAAUCUUCAUCGAGGCCCACGCCUUCGCCAUCACUCUCCAGGUCGUGGUCUGGUUGAAGAAUGAUGAGAUCUGGCUCUUGUCCCACUGGGACAUUAUCUGCGGCUGUCUCCUUUAGUUGUUUCAGCUUCUUCCGCUGUGCUCUACACCAACGCGCAAGAAGAACAGCACUACUAGGGAUGUACUUGCUUUUAAGUGUUAUUUUUGGUGGCGCUUCUCGCUUGAUGGGAUGAUGAACACGGCUACAGCGCUGCGCCAAAAUGCGAGUGUAGUCCUCUUUUGCACCUGAGUACCGCCCUUGUACCUCUGCUCGCGUGUCUGCGUAGAAUCUCGCUUCUUCUUGUACGACUGCACGAGGACGCGCCAAAGCGUCAUCUCCUUCUCCAGCACUACUAGAAGACGCGUCACAGGCUAUCUCUUGCUGCACUAGUUUCCUGUGGAUCUGCUGUGAUAGCCGUAAGUAUUUAAUCUUCUCUUCGUUAUUUUUCCACUUGCUCAGCUUGUGCGUGCGUUCGAUCUGCCUGCCAUUUUCUGGUAGUGCGGUGUCGUGAAACAAGUCCUUUUUCUUGAGGUCGAUGGCCCUUGGGGCAAUGUACUGCUUCUUCACCUUUUUACUAGGUGCUUCUUCUUCCUUGUCAGACUGGUCUGCGUCGUAAUGAAGUUGAAGCUCGCUGUCUACUUGCGUCUCCGCGUUACGGAAAUCAGACCUGUUCACCGCAACAUCUGCGCCAGCAGUAGAAUUGAGGCUCCCCUUGACCCUCCUGCUCUCGUUCUUGAAGCGGCCAAUUUUCCGCUCACAGUUUUUCUGUGUUCUCUCCCUCCCAAGGAGGAAAUCGACCGCCCUUCGCAAACGGUGUGGCCUCUGCUUGGCAGGCUGUGCUGCGUGCCACUGCUUUAACGAGUGCAACGCCAUGGUUCCAGGGUCGCCGGCGAUGUGCUCAGCCGUCCACUGUUCUAGCCAGGUCGUUGCGCCAGCUGGGUUGGCUUUGUAUUGCCAUAGCCACGCCUCAUGCGCCUCACUCAGCCCAUCCCGGUACCACAAAACCACCCGCGCAUGGAUAAGGGCUAUCUGCGCCACCUGCCUGAGAAAAUGCACCUGGAAAUGAAGAAUAAACAUGCUGGCCAGCUCUGAAAAAAAUAGGCUGCUCCCCCUUCGUCACAAAACUACGACUAUGUACUAGGUUCCCUAUUCCAAGUGACAGGCUGUAGCUUCUUUGAACACCUAACCAAACUACCACUAAGUCACUACUAUUGAGGCAAGGGAUUCCAACUUGAAUAGACCCGCCGCACCCUCCUCCACCCUAUCACCUAAAUACACAGAGAAAAACAAACUACAAAGAGAGAAAUUACNCGCCGGCGAUGUGCUCAGCCGUCCACUGUUCUAGCCAGGUCGUUGCGCCAGCUGGGUUGGCUUUGUAUUGCCAUAGCCACGCCUCAUGCGCCUCACUCAGCCCAUCCCGGUACCACAAAACCACCCGCGCAUGGAUAAGGGCUAUCUGCGCCACCUGCCUGUGAAAAUGCACCUGGAAAUGAAGAAUAAACAUGCUGGCCAGCUCUGAAAAAAAUAGGCUGCUCCCCCUUCGUCACAAAACUACGACUAUGUACUAGGUUCCCUAUUCCAAGUGACAGGCUGUAGCUUCUUUGAACACCUAACCAAACUACCACUAAGUCACUACUAUUGAGGCAAGGGAUUCCAACUUGAAUAGACCCGCCGCACCCUCCUCCACCCUAUCACCUAAAUACACAGAGAAAAACAAACUACAAAGAGAGAAAUUACCAGAGAAAUCUGGGCCGGUGAGAGCGUUAGCGGGUCGCCCCCUAUGGUGCAGAAGAGGAAGAUGAUGUCUUUCAUCACUUGCUCCCCAUGCCAGAGGUAUUUCAUGGCACUCACCCAGAGUUUUGUGAACUCAUCGCGGAGCCUGUCGCGGCGGGAUUUUGCUCGGUCUGUGUUUAGCAUCGUCUUGAUGUAUUCUUCCACUGGCCUGAUGAUUAUGCAGAGAAACCACAACGUCAAGCAAAACACGAACUGGCUGUCCGUCUGGUUCGACCAGUUCAGGGAGAAGGUGUGGUCGAGCACAUGGUCGUUGCCAAACUUGAUGUUGCGCCCCAGACCAAAAAAAACACGGGCCAAAAAGUACGCCAUACAGACGCAGUACCGCGAGCACACACCUAAAACCGUGAGCCACGCACCUCGUCCAGAUCGGCAGCGGCCAUCCCUUGUAGAGUCCAUGAAGUGUGCGCAUCAUGGUCCGCGUGCCCUCGUAGCCUACUACCAGCCUCUGCCGCUCAAUGCGCCCACGAAGCAGCUCCUCCUGCUGCUUUUUACUGACCCCAGCACGUUCCAAGAACUCCCUCAGGCCUUCCUGCGGUUCGGGCUCGCUGUGGUUUGAGCUAAAGCACUGGAUCCAAGCCGCUACACGCUCCAGCUCUGUCUGUACUUUCUGCUGUAGCAAUCGCACUGAAAGCGCAUGGGGUGUGGAUGCUAAUAGGAGAAAAGGCGACCACUCUCCCCAGAAAUUGGUAGGAGAUAGUCCAGAAGAUGAUAAGAGAAAGCCCACAGUUGGGAAUGAGUCUAGUCAAAAAGUAAACAGAUGAAGGAGACCCCUGAAGCCACUACAUCAGAAAACACUUACACACAAAUCAACAGCACUCCCAGGCCAAAGAUGGGCGAAGCGCAUGCGCGUCGUUGGAGUUCAAUGGGAAGCGCUUUGCCCCUGUUCUUGGUCUAGUAAUGUGGUGCAUAUAUAAUACCUGAAGGUAGAGACGCUUCUGCCAUGCUGUUGGAUCUAGUCCAGCCAGUCCCAGAUAGAGUUCCGCGGUUGAUUUGCAUGCCAGAGCACACUGGUGGUUCUUGCAUCGGUCUGGCCAAAAUAUGACCCGCCCAGCUAAUUUCGGUGACUCGAUCAGCAUCGUCCCCAAGUAGAAGAGCAAGUUGAUGGUCGACCCGCCGCUGUCACAAGAAGGGCUCCAGAUCUUGAUCGUGCUGAUGGGGAUAUCUCUGAAGAACUCUUCGGGAUCAUGCUGGGCCCAGAUCUGGUCGGCGAUCUCAUAAGCCUCCGAGUACCCCCUAAAGCAAGACUUCCGGUUUCGUUUUCCUUCGCCAAACUGUGCGAUGUUAGGGUACAGCACUGUGUGCGCUGGUAGGUAGAAGCUCCCCGACUCUUCGAUGCCCGCAAGCUGGAAGUUCACUGUCACCAGGCUAAUGAUCUGAUGCGCGAAGAUGCGAAGUCGGCCGACUACAUCAUUUUGGAAGUGCAGCUGCUGGGUGGUGGUUCCAUCGUUCUCAACGCGAUACUGCACGACGUUGUACUUCGCCUGCCCUACUCUCUUCCGAGCUGCCUCCCAAGCACCAUCGACCAAAAGGCUGCCAAGCCUCCAUAACUGCCGGGGAUGGAGCUGGUUUCGCGUGUUGAAGAACUGCCAUGUGGGAAGCUGGUGAUCUUCUUGGAGCAAGUUCCCACUAGAGGUCGACCCACUUCCUCCACCUUGCAGAGGAUCGACUGCCAUUCCACAUGGAAUGCUGCACAAGCUCCCCAAGCUGAGCAGCAAAAGAAGAAGAGAGAGAUAACGACUGCUGAGGCAUCUGGCCACCCAGAUAGAAAGCGUCGCUUUGUGAGCGCGGGCGCCCACUGUCUGCUGUCUUGUUUGGCGCUGCCGCCGCCCCGCAGGGCCACCCAGCUGGGCAAACAUCUGGCGCACCAUCUUGCUCAACCUUUCAAAUCUUGCAUGGCCUUAAGUAGAAACUUUUUACUUCACCACCGCGAUUGAGGUUAUUUCUACCUAGAUAAGCAUAUGCGACCGGGGGCGUUCGUGUUGGCUGCCAGACUAUCUUAAGCGACCCAUCUUUAACUAAGGCCGUGCUUUACUCAACUACCUAACUCCUACGCAGCCACCUUUUGCCCGAUUUGCCCGCUUUGCUUGCUCGACCUUUUUCUUCUAGUUUCGAGCCUUUUUGCUUCCCUCCUUCUUCAAUGUUCGCGCACGCCCUCUGGCUUGCCUCACUCUCUCACCGAUCUCUCAACCAAAACCCAACCGAACUGCCGCGUGCUUCACCACAUCCAAGACCGGCGAUCUUCUGACCCUCAGAGACUACCGAAGCGACCUAGUGGAGCCAAGAGACUUCAUCACAACACAGCAGAAGCCUCUCCAGGCGAAACUGCUCCCACAAUCCUUCUCUGAUGGUUCGCGCGCUCCUUAUCCAGAUGCGACCACAAGUCCACUAGCUAGUAACUCAGGCGCAUGGACUCACUGGCAGUCAUUAGGAGUCAUCAUAUAAGAAACAGCAGAAAAACCCUCAGCGAUACUGCCUCCCCACCUGCUCAAAGGCUCGCAAGUUCUACAGAAAUCCCAGGGAUUUCCUUGAGACUUCCAAAAGACUUCUCUCAUCCACCCCGGCGAGGUCAACAAGCGCAGGGACAAGGUUGCACCGCUUCCAUCAAGACAGCAAAUGAGCUGCAUCGCUUUGGUGCGGUGUUGCGGACGUUGUUGGCGCUGCGGAUUGGUUUGCUGGCGGAAAGGAGGAAGUCGGAGAUGUACGAGCUUGAGUGGUCGUGUGUGGAUGCCAAGGAGGAUGGGUCGCUAAGCCUCAACAUCGUCAAAGCAAAAGCAGACAGAUUGGCGAGAGGCACCACCGCGAUCGUCCCUUCACCGAGAUAUUUACUACCGUCUCCAAAAGCGAUUGCGGGCGCGUUGCAGCAACUUCACCACUUUCUCGUCAACGAAAAAGCGUGGAGCAUGCCAAGAGUCACUACGUGCGACGACGCUGAUAAUAUAGACUUGGUAAAAGGGAAGCAGGUGGACCGCGAGAAAGACUACGUGUUCGUGACAUACGACGCGCCGCGGGCACGUUUGAACAAGAUAUCAUCCAUCGGCUUCAGUAGUUAUUUGAUGCAACAAAUAAAAGAAGCUGAGACUGUACUUCUGGAAAAGAACAAAAGCGGCACGCCGAGGGUGGUCGGAUUGAGAGCGUCAGGAAUGUCCUUGCACUCCCAAUUCAAUCGCGGCGUCGCUUUGAAAUUAGGGGGACUGAGCAACAAGACGACGACUUUGGAAAAGUUCUACGCAGCUCUGCAACCGGAACAAUUAACGUUGGCUUCGACGUCCAUCCUCGAAAACAUGGAACAGGUACGCAGACUGGACGUCAUUGCAGGAGGACUUACGGAAUCAAUGUCGGAAGAGGAGAAUUUAGCAGCCUUUGCAUCAGCAAGGCCAAGGGUGCGAGUUGACGUCUUACUGAAAGACAAAGAUGUGGGGAAGGUAGCGCACCUGUUGGGAGUGAAGACUAGAAAGUGGCUCGUCAAGAACCAAUGGAAAAAAUGGGGGCAACAAUUGAAGCAGCCGAAGUGCGCUUCGUUAGUUUUUGACUCAUCGCAAUUAGACAGCGUUAUUGACGACAUGAUCCCCAGCAAGAGGUAAGGGCUUUUUGUGAGAGACGUUUCUUCCGUGAUGCCUUGAAAUUAACUCCGCCUUAACGGGCCCGGAGUCGAAAUUAGAUGCAUAAAC
This is a messenger RNA of Amoebophrya sp. A25, 14543 nucleotides long. NCBI's taxonomy places the organism in Eukaryota, Dinophyceae, Syndiniales, Amoebophryaceae. The record is from the annotation of a GenBank genome assembly.